Messenger RNA from Symbiodinium necroappetens, 867 nucleotides. Lineage: Eukaryota; Dinophyceae; Suessiales; Symbiodiniaceae. The record is from the annotation of a GenBank genome assembly.
AUGGGGAAACGAGCCUGGCCAGGAACCAAGACUGGGACGAUGACAAGUAUAGCACCGAGAAUUGGCGCUGUACUGGAGAUGGAGGAGGAAGAGCUGAUGAUCGCAGCGAUGAGAACUGGAGUUGGAAGACGGGCUGCAAGGGACAUCGCCGAUGCAGGCGAUGACGGGCCGGAACAUGAUGAUCCCGAGAGUCUUAUGCAGCAGCUCACAAAUCCACGUGACCUCGACCCCCUCCUCAUCUGGAAGGUGAAAUUCUGCAGACGGUGGGAGCGCCAGUGUCCAAAGAAUUUCGAGAUGGAGCACGAGAUGACGGCCGAGUCAGUCCGGGGCAGCCCCCUCUUCUACCUCGGGUCCCAUUCCGGCGGCUGGAAUUGCCCCCUCGUCUUCUACCUCGAGUCCCAUUUUCGCGGCUGGAAUAGCCCCAUCGUCUUCUACCUCGAGACCCACUGGUCCUUCAACGGCGAGUGGAAUAGCUGCGUCGUGGUGUAUCCCGAAGAAGCUCGUACCGAAGGUGAGCGCAAGGUCAUCGGAUCGGUGGUGGGUCGCUUGAACUGGCGAGACAAGGAGAUGGUGAUCGUGUCUAUGGCGCCAUGCCAGGUGGUCACAGUCAAGCAGGCUUGCGCAUCAUGGCCCAUCCCGACGUCCUCCGCUUUGGUUACAUGCUUUGAACACGGAGAUUUUGUGAGGGCCGUGUUCUGCAAGCUCAUCGAUUACAACUUCGACCUUCGACGAUGGAAGCUGUCGGUGGCUCGGUGGCCGCACUACCUGGUGACGGAUGCCAGGACGGGAUACGAUGCCCUGAACAGCGACACCCUGCCCACAGACCGGAAAGUGGCCAUCGACGUGGCGGUGCUCAGACAAGCGUAG